Molecule: messenger RNA, 1521 nt
Organism: Aureobasidium subglaciale EXF-2481
Lineage: Eukaryota; Fungi; Ascomycota; Dothideomycetes; Dothideales; Saccotheciaceae
Exons: 2
Coding region: 1-1521 (506 amino acids)
Molecular function (GO): heme binding; oxidoreductase activity, acting on paired donors, with incorporation or reduction of molecular oxygen, reduced flavin or flavoprotein as one donor, and incorporation of one atom of oxygen; iron ion binding
Source: RefSeq, a predicted model, not a curated record
AUGGCCUUCUUCACUAUCCUGUUGUCCCUUUGUGGACUACCUACUCUCUAUCUGGUUGGAGCACUGAUUCUUCGCAAGUUUUCCGAUUCGCGAUUCAAGUCAUUGCACGGAUGUCUCGACCCGCCUGCGUUACCUCAGCGUGAGCGGAUCAUCGGACUUGAUCUGCUGAAAGACGGCGCUGCGGCCGUUAAAGCAAAGACAAGCUUGGAAGGCGCUGUCCGUCGCAUCGCAUCCACUGGCAAUACUUUUUCAAACACCGUCGUCGGCCUCAACAUCAUAACUACCAUCGAUCCUACCAACAUCCAGACCGUCCUUGCUCACAAAUUCAACGAGUAUGACCUGGGAGGCAGGAUUUAUGCCUGGGGUCCGCUUGUCGGCAAGGGCGUGUUCACAUCUGACGGUCCCGAGUGGGCCCACAGACGUGCAGUCCUUCGACCAAACUUCAACAGACAACAAAUCUCUAGCCUGGACAUGUUCGAGCGGCAUUUCAGUCAUCUCUUGGCCUUACUACCUCAGGAUGCAUCGACUAUCGACCUACAAAAGCUGUUCUUCAGCAUGACCCUCGACUCGGCCACGGAAUUUCUAUUUGGACAAAGCGUCGGUGCCCAAGGGGCAGGUCAAGGAAGUGAAGCUGAUCGCUUCCAAACUGCUUUCGACUACGCCCAACAUCAGAUGCCCGACCGCAAUCGCCUUGGUAUCAUGAAUCUGCUUGUCCCAAACGCCAAGUUCAAUGCUGCCUGCAAAGUCGUGCACGCAUGGGCCGACACAUACAUCGAGCAAUGGCUCAAAGAUAGAAACCACGACAAAAAGGAAAACUCCUCGAGUGAAGCCACAAAAUACUUCUGUCUCGAGCAAAUUGCCGACGAGAUCCAAGAUCCGAAGCAGCUCCGUGACGAAAUGCUCAACGUGCUACUUGCCGGAAGAGACACUACCGCAGGACUGCUCUCCAAUACAUUCCAUGUCUUGUCGCGACAUCCUGAUGUCUGGACGAAGUUGAAGGUGGAAGUCGACACUCUGCAGGGUAAACUCCCCACUUACGAAGACCUGAAAAGUCUGAAGUACCUUAAAUGUGUCCUGAAUGAAGUUCUUCGUCUGUAUCCUCCCGUGCCAACUAAUGCACGCUAUUCCAAAGUCAAUACGGUUCUGCCCACUGGGGGUGGUCCGACUCGCACAUCACCUGUCUUCGUUUCCGCGGGUUCGAUCGUCGUUUUCUCAAUCUACGCUUUGCAUCGACGUCACGACAUAUAUGGCCCUACAGCUGAAGCCUUUAAUCCCGAACGAUGGGCUGCGGAUUCGCCCGACGGCCCUCUCAGGCCGGGAUGGGGCUUUAUUCCCUUUAGUGGCGGCCCAAGAAUUUGUGUUGGCCAGCAGUAUGCUUUGACGGAGGCUAGCUAUACGGUCAUCAGGAUGUGUCAAAUCUUCAAGGAAGUGCAGUCCAGAGAUCACGGGCCUUGGAGGGAAGGUCUUGGGUUGACCCUGUGCAGUGGUCAAGGCACUAAGGUUGGAUUGGUCCCUGUGUGA